CUACUUCCGGGGUAAAUAAUUCGAUUUAAAAGCGCCAAUUCGGUCUUGACGGUCUGUUUGCGCUGAUUUCUGCUUGAGGCAAUCUCCACGUCCAGAAUGGGAGACCCUCCCUAAGGCUGCCUUUCAGUUAAAUUUGUAGAACCGGUAGCCAACAUGGCCAAAAGAACUUAUGCACGACGAGACUUGGAGCCAGUGCCAAAUAGUGAAGAAGACGAUGAGGAUUCAUCAGAGUGGGAGUAUAAAGAGGUGACUGAAUCUGAGAGUGAUACAGCAGACAAAGUCGAUCUAAAGCGCAGACCUCGAAAAUCUCCCAAGACUGUCGAGCAGGACGCCCCACAGCAACCCGAGCAGAGACCAGGAGAAAUAUUCAUGUCCAGGAAUGGUCAGAUUGAAUGGUCAUCAUCUCCAAAGGUUGCACAACCUCGCCCUCACACAAAAUUAAAGAUACCUGGACCCACAAGGAUGGCGGUGAGCCGUGUCCAUGAUAUAAGAUCAGCGUUCGAGCUAUUUCUGCCAAAGUCAAUUCAGAAAAUUGUUCUGAAAAUGACCAACCUCGAGGGAGAACAUGUUAUAGGUGAGCAAUGGAAAGAGGUAGAUAACACAGAGAUGCUUGCCUACUUUGGGCUCCUUAUCCUUGCAGGUGUCUACAAAUCAAGAGGAGAGUCAGCUCUGAGUCUGUGGCAUAAAGAGAAAGGAAUACCUUAUUUCCAAUCAGUAAUGUCAUUGAAAAGCUUCUAUAUGUUCUCAAGAGCCAUCACAUUUGAUGAGUGGGCAUCAAGAUGUGAGAGACGGCAGAAGGACAAGUUGGCAGAAAUACGAACUGUGUGGGAUAAAUGGGUGAAACGACUUCCACUUAUGUAUAAUCCUGGAUCCAAUGUGACUGUGGAUGAACGCCUUGUUGGAUUUAAAGGCCGUUGCCCGUUCAGACAGUAUAUGCCCUCCAAACCAGCAAAGUACGGCAUAAAAAUCUGGGCUGCAUGUGAUGCUGCUUCCGCCUAUGCGUGGAACAUGCAAAUCUACACAGGGAAGGCAAAAAGUGGAAUCUCAGAGAAAAACCAGGGAAUGCGGGUGGUGCUCGACAUGACACAGGGCCUCAGCGGCCACAACAUCACUUGUGAUAAUUUUUUCACAUCAUACAACCUGGGACAANGUAACAUGACUAUGGUUGGCACAGUCAGACACAACAAGCCAGAGUUGCCGCCUGAGCUUUUGACUGUGAAGGACAGGGAAGUGACAUCCUCGGAGUUUGCAUUCACAGCCAAUACUACUCUGGUGUCAUACGUACCACGAAAGGGCAAGAAUGUGAUGCUGAUGAGUACACAGCAUCGAGAGGGACAGAUCAGUGACAGAAAACACAAGAAACCAGAGAUCAUUAUGCAAUAUAAUGCCACAAAAGGAGGGGUAGACACUUUAGACAUGGUCACGGCCCGUUAUAGCUGCAAGCGAAUGACUUCACGGUGGCCCCUUGUGGUCUUUUUUAACAUUCUGGAUGUAUCUGCGUACAAUGCUUUAGUGAUCUGGCUGGCAGUUGACCCAAAGUGGGAAAAAAGUAGAUUCCGUAUAAGACGGAGAUUGUUUCUAGAAGAGCUGGGAAAGGCGCUUGUGUCCCCUCAAAUCCAAAGAAGAACGAGAAUUCCAAGGUCACCAGCAGCUGCUUUGAUUGCAAAAAAGUUUCAAGAGGUGACUGUUGACCGCCCACAUUCACGACGCAAACUGCAGUUACUUAAAGGUGCAGCUGAUGAUGGAAAGAGGAGACGUUGCAAGGACUGUCCCUCUUCAAAAGAUGUGAAGACACGUUCCACAUGCAUGACCUGCGCCAAACUUAUUUGCGUUAGGCACACAGCGAAAAUGUGCUUUCAAUGUGUGGGAGUAGAUAUGAACAUGAAAUAGGACCUUAGGCACAGCCCUAAUUUAACACACCUGAUACAGGUAAUCAGGCCCUUCAGUAUCAUUAUUAUGCCUUGUCCACACGUACACAGAUAUUUACAGGUGUUUUUCCUCUUCCUUUUUAAAAAAAAUAAAUAAAAAUCCCCAUCCACACGAACAUUGUCUUCUAAAAAAGAAGACAAUGUUCGUGUGGACAGGGAUUUUAUUAUUUUUUUUUGCAAAUUGUGGUACUGUGGUUCUAUUUGUGUAUGAUAAAAUCAUUUAUCCAGCAUUGCUUAAGAAUUAUUUUAGUCUUUUCUGUGAAUUUUGUCUGUGUUGCUAUUUGCUAUUAAUGACCAAUUAUUGUAUCCCCACUAAUUCUUUUUCUUUGAAUACACUAAAUAUAAGAAUACAAUUUUUGUGUAUCUGUACUGCUUUAAAAUCACAGAUAUGAUCUGGGUCACUUUAGCCCAGGCCAACACUACCAAACAGUACAAUGUCUCAGCACAUGCCCAGUUUUAGACUAAGUACUUUCUUUGUCAUUUUUGUAACCCGAGAGAUGAAUAGUAGUAAAACCAUACAGUUAUUCUGACACUAGCUGAGAUACUGAAACAGCUGUUUUUCACUGUUAUGCCGUCUGCUUGUUUCUUUUGUUACUAUUUGAUGCUGCUAUCCCAUGAUCCUCCCCGAUUCCCCACCAUAUUAUAUACCUCCUUUGGGUAUUAUAAGAGAUGAUUAAUGCAGGCCUGUGCUUUUUAGUUUUGUGUAAAAAUGGACACGGUAACAUUCUGCCUUGUUAAUGUUUUAUUUGUAUGUUGCAAAUAAAAGGAAGCCUGUUUGGCUGAGUUAUGUAGUUGGAA
Paramormyrops kingsleyae is the source of this 2726-nucleotide messenger RNA. Lineage: Eukaryota; Metazoa; Chordata; Actinopteri; Osteoglossiformes; Mormyridae. The record is from RefSeq and is a predicted model, not a curated record.